CGAACGAUCACUCCGGUGUGCAUGCUCUGAAAAAUCCAAAUCGCUUUGAUUUUUUUUUAUUUCGCUAUACAUUGACAAUAUUCUUUUAAUUACCACACCCAUAACCUUCCACGAGAAUGGGUCCUCAAGCCAAAAGAAGAAAGGUCGCCAGCAAAGUCGAGGAGAUCAACUUCGACGCUGCUGACCGCGAAUCAUUUCUCACAGGCUUUCGCAAGCGGAAGCAACAAAGAAUCAAACAUGCACAAGAAGUGGCAAUCAAGAAAGCGAAAGAGAUGAAGAGAGACGAGCGCAAGAGGAUUCGGGAAGAACGAACUGCUGGCUUUCAACGUGCAAUCGAAGAACAUCAGAGACAGCUCAAAAAGCUGCAGGCAGCGGAAGACGGCAGCGAUGGCUCUGAUCAGGACAGCCAGGACGAGGACGUCGAGGACCAGGAUUGGGAGGGGUUCACGGAACCCCCGGCCGUCGACUACGAAGCUGAGUAUAUCGACGAAGACAAAUAUACGACGGUAACGGUAGAGGAAAUGGAUACUUCCAAGGAAGGACUUCUGCGAUCAGCGGUCGACGAAUCAGACAUCGAAAACGAAGACUCGGAGUCAGCCUCCAAAGCAACUGCCGAACCCAACCCCUCUGCCGAACAAAGCAAGAAGCGAAAGUCGGACAACAAGCCCAAGAAGAAGAAGAAAAAGUUCCGUUACGAAAGCAAGGAAGAGCGCAAGGUAACCAGAAUGAAGGAGCGCGCAUCCAAAUCGAGGAAGGCGAACGCCCGACGCGAGCGAUCAUAAGUUCCAUGGACUUGGCUUGAAUUUAAUCAACAGAUGGUGACAAUGCAC
This is a messenger RNA of Aspergillus japonicus CBS 114.51, 830 nucleotides long. Its product is annotated as rRNA-processing protein RRP17. Lineage: Eukaryota; Fungi; Ascomycota; Eurotiomycetes; Eurotiales; Aspergillaceae. Gene Ontology annotation, cellular component: nucleolus. Gene Ontology annotation, molecular function: RNA binding. The transcript is spliced from 2 exons. Bases 117 to 782 code for a protein of 221 amino acids. The record is from RefSeq and is a predicted model, not a curated record.